This is a messenger RNA of Lithohypha guttulata, 789 nucleotides long. RefSeq names its product 40S ribosomal protein (gene RPS2). The coding region runs from base 1 to 789 and encodes 262 amino acids. Lineage: Eukaryota; Fungi; Ascomycota; Eurotiomycetes; Chaetothyriales; Trichomeriaceae. The record is from RefSeq and is a predicted model, not a curated record. Gene Ontology annotation, molecular function: RNA binding; structural constituent of ribosome. Gene Ontology annotation, cellular component: ribosome; cytosolic small ribosomal subunit. The transcript has 2 exons. Gene Ontology annotation, biological process: translation.
AUGGCUGACGCACCAAGAGGAGGUGGCCGAGGAGGCUUUGGCGAUCGAGGACGAGGUGACCGCGGCCGAGGUGGUCGAGGUGGUCGACGAGGUGCCCGAAGAGGUGGUAAGGAGUCCAGUGAGAAGGAAUGGCAGCCAGUGACCAAGCUCGGUCGACUCGUCAAGGCCGGAAAGAUUCAGUCCAUGGAACAGAUCUACCUACACUCUCUGCCAAUCAAGGAGUACCAGAUCGUAGAUUGGUUUCUGCCAAAACUGAAGGAUGAGGUUAUGAAGAUCAAGCCAGUACAAAAGCAGACUCGAGCCGGUCAGCGAACACGAUUCAAGGCUAUCGUAGUCAUUGGCGAUAGCGAGGGACACGUCGGUCUGGGUAUCAAGACUUCUAAAGAGGUUGCAACCGCGAUCCGAGCUGCCAUCAUCAUCGCCAAACUCUCCGUCCUACCGAUCCGAAGAGGCUACUGGGGCACCAACCUCGGUGAGCCACACUCCCUCCCAACAAAGGAGUCAGGUAAAUGCGGUUCAGUCACCGUCAGACUCAUUCCUGCCCCUCGAGGUACUGGUCUCGUCGCAUCUCCUGCUGUCAAGCGCCUGCUGCAGCUUGCUGGUGUACAGGAUGCAUACACUUCUUCUGCUGGAUCGACCAAGACUCUAGAAAACACACUGAAGGCUACAUUCGUGGCUGUAGGUAACACAUACGGCUUCCUGACACCAAAUCUGUGGAAGGAGAACAAGCUUACUCGAAGCCCGCUGGAAGAGUUUGGUGACGUGCUGAGAGAAGGAAAGAGAUACUAG